Messenger RNA from Zingiber officinale, 1353 nucleotides. RefSeq lists its product as uncharacterized. The coding region runs from base 1 to 1353 and encodes 450 amino acids. Gene Ontology annotation, biological process: DNA integration. The record is from RefSeq and is a predicted model, not a curated record. Lineage: Eukaryota; Viridiplantae; Streptophyta; Magnoliopsida; Zingiberales; Zingiberaceae. Gene Ontology annotation, molecular function: RNA-DNA hybrid ribonuclease activity; nucleic acid binding. The transcript has a single exon.
AUGGGGGUGGUACUUGUUAAAGAACAGGAUAAUGUACAAUGGCCAGUAUAUUUCUUCAGCCACCUAUUGAAAGGGGCUGAGUCUCGAUAUACGACCCUGGAAAAAUUGGUUUAUGGAUUGGUUCUCAUGGCUCGGCUAUUAAGACCAUACUUCCUGGCACACCCUAUCACAGUACUGACUAAUAGCACCAUGGGCAGAGCUCUGACUAACGUGGAGGUAGCAGGUCGACUUAUCAAGUGGGCAACAGAGCUAGGAGAAUACGACAUACAAUACCAGCCACGUACAUUCAUCAAAGCGCAGGCAUUGGCAAACUUUUUAACAGAAAUCCAUCAGACUAACUUUGAGGAAACUUGGAAGAUCUACGUAGUUGGGUCAGCAAUUCACCAAGGAAGCAGGGUCGGGGUUCUGUUGAUAUCUCCCCAAGGGGAUAUACUUCAGUUGGCUGUCCGGUUGAAUUUUCGAGACACUAACAAUGAGCCAGAAUAUGAGGCUUUGUGGGCAGGGUUGCAGGCAGCUUGGCACAUAGGGGUUGCCCGGGUAAUCAUUUACUCAGAUUCCCAGCUAGUAAUUCAGCAAGUGGCCGACAACUUUGUGGUAAAUUGUGAUAAGUUACAAGCAUACCUGGAAGCGUAUGAGAAGAUAAAGGAAGAAUUUACGGAAGUUACCAUGACUAAGAUCCCCAGGGCAGAGAAUGAGAAAGCGAAUGAGCUGGCGAAGAUGGCCAGUUCCCUAACUACCUGGGUGUUGGACAGGUCAACAGCGCAAACUUUCCUUAUAGCUCAGAUAGAUCUGCAGAAUAAUAAGGAAACAACCAUUGAUUGGCGGGCACCCUUGAUCAGUUAUCUUCUACAAGGUGCCUUACCGACUGACCCAGAAGAAUCACGAAUGAUCAGGAAACAAGCUCAUGCCUAUGUCAUGAUAGGAGAUCAACUGUACAAGAGGUCCUUCUCUAGACCCUUACUCAAAUGCCUGGGUAUGGAGGAGGCGGAUCAGGCCUUACGAGAAAUACAUCUGGGAUGUUGUGGUAGUCAUGUGGGAGGUCGGACAUUAUCUCGCAGGGUGCUCCUGGCCGGAUAUUUCUGGCCCACUUUACAGAGGGAUGCUCAAAUGCUGGUAAACACCUGCCUAUCAUGUCAAAAACAUCAGAAUCUGACGCACAGACCAACUGCCCUAUUAAAGACAUCCAUAGUCUCGUGUCCCUUUGAUCAGUGGGGUGUGGAUAUUGUAGGACCAUUCCCAAUGGCCCCAGGCCAGAAGCGUUUCUUACUGGUAGCCGUAGAUUAUUUCUCCAAGUGGGUGGAAGCAGAGGCCCUGGCCAGGAUCACAGAAGGGGUUGUCAUUCAAUUUCUAUAG